AUGCUCUCCUCACGGAAAGAAAACGAUAACCCGCCGGUUUAUCCGGCGGUACCCAACUCCCUCCGGUCAGAAUCAUUCGAGAUGACCGAGAUGCGAAAAGUUCAAGAAGCUCGAGCCGACACCGCUCCAAACAUCACUCCUUAUCUCAGCCUCCGGUCAAGACUCUCUCAAAUAUGGAUGAAUCGCUGGACAAUUCUCCUUCUCCUUGUCCUUGUUCGGGUCAUUAUCCUCAUCAUCGAUCUUAAAGAAAACGUCGGAGAUGCCAAAGUCAAAGCCCUCUCAGCCUGUACCAAAGUCGAGGAUGUUGGCAGCGCGAUGGCCUCUAUGCCCCACUACCUAUCAAGAGGCGUCAAUGAACUUGCUGCCUCCGGAAUCGAAAAGUCAGUUGAAGCCAUGGUGUACUUACUCGACCUCAUCCUCGUAGGUGUCAAGAGCAUGAUAAUCUUCUACAUCAACUUUCUUACUGCCACUUACGUGUGUCUGAUUACCGCAAUGGUCCACGGUAGCCUGGACGUUGUUGCUGAUGUCACAGAAGGGGCAACAGAAAAGUUCAAUAGCUUGAUUGACAAGGCUGUCAGCAAGAUUGAAGAUAUCUCUCAAGAACUGGAAGAUGGCAUUAACAAGGUCACCAAAGGAAUUGAAGACUCGGUCCUGGGUGGCUUGGUUCCAGAUAUCCCAAAAGUCGACUUUUCUUCACCUAUCGAUGAGCUCAAGGACUUUGACUUGAAGUCCGAGGACUUCGUUAAGGAUGUUCGCAAGUUGGAGGAUGACCUCCCCGACUUCAGAGAAGUACAGAACUUGACGGAGCAGGCUAUUUCCAUUCCAUUCGAUUUUGUCCGCAAGGCCCUUAACGAAACGUACGGCAACUACAAAUUCGAUCGAAAUGCCUUCCCUCUCGCCCAAAAGAAAGAGUUGAGCUUUUGUUCCGAGAAUGCCGCCCUCAAUGAUUUCUUCAACAACCUGUUUGAACUCAUCGCCAAAGCUCGAACCAUCUUUAUUGCUGUUCUGAUCAUCCUCGCCUUGGCAGCCAUCAUUCCCAUGGCUUGGCUUGAGAUCAGGCGCUGGCGACGGCAGCAACAGCAUGCGCGCCUCAUUGCCCAGAACGCGUAUGACCCAAUGGACAUCGUCUAUAUUGCAUCUCGACCUAUGACGGCGACUUUUGGCAUCAAGAUUGCUUCGCGCUUCAAGGGCAAGCGACAGAUUCUUGUUCGAUGGCUCAUCGCUUAUGCUACUUCUGUACCUGCCUUGUUCGUUCUGUCCCUUGCUAUCGCCGGAUUCUUCUCCUGUUUCUGCCAAUGGAUUCUGCUCCGAGCCAUCAAGAACGAAGUUCCUGCUCUAGCCAACCAGGUUGGCGCAUUUGCCGACGACGUUGUGCAAAAUCUUGAAAGCGUCUCAGCUGAAUGGGCUAACGACGCCAAUGGUGUCAUUACUGGCUUCAGUGAUGAUAUCAACAAUGAUGUCCUUGGCUACGUAACAAACGCUACCGACGCUGUCAACGACACCCUUAAUACGUUCCUUGAGACUAUGGAUGACGGGCUGAACACUGUCUUCAAGGGAACCAUUCUUCUAGACCCCAUCAAGACAGUCCUUCACUGCGUCAUCGGCAUCAAGAUCGAGAGUGUGCAGAAAGGACUUACCUGGGUACACGACCAUGCAGAAGUCAACUUUCCUCUCUUCGAAAACAACACCUUCAGCAUGGGAGCAAAGGACUCAGUGGAAGGUGACUCGGAGCUUAACUCAUUCCUGGCAUCCCCGUCGAGCGCCACUACUGAUGAGGUCACGGGGGCUGUCAAGGCCGUUACAGAUUGGCUCCAUAGCAAGCUCAUUCAAGAUGCACUCAUCUCUACUGGAUUACUUCUUCUGUACGUACUUGUUGUUCUUGGCGGUGUAGUCUGGACACUGGUUGGCAUGGUGUCGCCUGACAAAGGCCGCGCCGAAGGCGGUAUGCGCUUCACUGGAGACAACAGACCAAGCUUCAGUCCUCGCAUCGGACAUCAUGACCCUACGAACCCCGACGGAGCAACACACUUCCCUCGAUUUGGAUCCUCCUCUGGCGAAGAGGAUCACUAUAGAGAAGAGAGGAAUGGACGUGAUGAGAAGUUCAUGUCGGGCGCAACAGGGACUCGUGCCACCCAGGUCGACGGCCACCAAAGAGGCAGCUCCUAUGGCUACUUAGACACGGCAAGCGGCAAAUACUAG
Fusarium sp. VM40 is the source of this 2199-nucleotide messenger RNA. The record is from the annotation of a GenBank genome assembly. Lineage: Eukaryota; Fungi; Ascomycota; Sordariomycetes; Hypocreales; Nectriaceae.